Molecule: messenger RNA, 906 nt
Organism: Merops nubicus (carmine bee-eater)
Lineage: Eukaryota; Metazoa; Chordata; Aves; Coraciiformes; Meropidae
Gene: MKRN2
Product: makorin ring finger protein 2
Biological process (GO): protein polyubiquitination
Molecular function (GO): metal ion binding; ubiquitin protein ligase activity
Source: RefSeq, a predicted model, not a curated record
CUCAGGGACAGAAACCUGUGUGGCCUGAAUGAAGAGCAACAGACGGCCGGGGCGCCGAGCGACGUGGCGUGCUGCGGGGAGCAGGGCGAGAGCCUGGAGGCGAAGCCCCACUCCUACCUGGAAGCCAUCUGCAGCGGGCGCGGGGGCGGUGAGCAGCUCUGCCCCUAUGCCGCGGCGGGAGCCUGCCACUUCGGGGAGCGCUGCCUCUACCUCCACGGGGACCUCUGCGAGAUCUGCGGCCUCCAAGUGCUUCACCCUUUCGACCAGGAGCAGAGGAAGGCUCAUGAGAUGAUGUGCAUGGCCACCUUUGAGCACGACAUGGAGAAGGCCUUUGCCUUCCAGGCGAGUCAGGACAAAGUGUGCAGCAUCUGCAUGGAGGUGGUCUAUGAGAAGCCGUCGGCCUCCGAGCGGAGGUUUGGGAUCCUUUCCAACUGCAACCACACGUACUGCCUGUCCUGCAUCCGGCAGUGGCGGUGCGCCAAGCAGUUCGAGAACCCCAUCAUCAAGUCCUGCCCGGAGUGCCGUGUGAUAUCCGAGUUCGUCAUUCCCAGCGCCUACUGGGUAGAAGACCAGGAGAAGAAAAACGAGCUGAUCGAGGCAUUCAAGCAGGGAGUGGGAAAAAAGCCCUGCAAGUACUUUGAACAAGGGAAAGGGACUUGCCCCUUUGGAGGGAAGUGCCUUUACCUUCACGCUUAUCCAGACGGGACACGAGCUGAACCUGAAAAGCCCAGGAAGCAGCUGAGCUCGGAGGGGACCGUGCGGUUCUUCAGUUCCGUUCGGCUGUGGGACUUUAUUGAAGACAGAGAAAACAGGACUGUGCCCAGCACAGACAGCGACGUCACAGAACUGGGAGAACUUUUCAUGCACCUUUCUGGGGCUGAGGAGGAUUCCGCUGCUGCUCAAUAA